Kwoniella botswanensis is the source of this 1644-nucleotide messenger RNA. RefSeq lists its product as uncharacterized. The transcript has 14 exons. Gene Ontology annotation, cellular component: membrane. Bases 1 to 1644 code for a protein of 547 amino acids. Gene Ontology annotation, molecular function: transmembrane transporter activity. NCBI's taxonomy places the organism in Eukaryota, Fungi, Basidiomycota, Tremellomycetes, Tremellales, Cryptococcaceae. The record is from RefSeq and is a predicted model, not a curated record. Gene Ontology annotation, biological process: transmembrane transport.
AUGGAUCCCAAACCCAUCACUCGAGAACCAUCGAACGAUGAAAGUAAAGAAACCAAAGAUGGAACCGAGGAGUUCCCUAGCACCGUUACUAUACCCAAUGAAGAUGUGGUUGUCAAACCAGAAGAUCCGAUAUUUGUUCAGCCCUUAGUACUCAGUCGAAUACAGAAGAUUAUGCUAGGCGGGACUAUAUCAGUGACGUACUUUAUGAUGUCCCUAUCUGUAGGAUCGGGAUUAUUGAUCAUACCAGUGAUGGCUGAUUACUACGAUAUUUCCGUAUUGGCGGUCCAAUGGGUGACUUCGGCUUAUCAGUUGGCUUAUGGCUGGUUUGUCGGUUUAUUGGUAUCAGGAAGACUAGCCGAUCUGUACGGUCGAAAGAAACUUUAUCUCCUGGGUAUGUUGAUCAGUACAAUAGCGAAUAUAAUUUCGGGCGUUAUACCAAAUCGAAUUGCUUUGACAAUUUUUCGAGCUAUCGCUGGAUUAGGUCUCUCGAUCUCGGCCCCAGCAGGAUUCGGUAUAAUAGGAAUAACGUUCCGUGAAGAACCCUCACGGACGAUGGCAUUCGCAGCUUUGGGUGUGGGUACUCCGCUAGGAGCUGUUGUGGGGGAGGUCGUGGGUGGGUUGAUAGCUGGUACAACGAGAAAAGGUUGGCAAUACCUUUAUUUCCUCAUAGCGGGAUUCGGUAUCCUACCUAUCAUCACGGGAAUAAUUUAUAUCCCUUCCGACGGUAAAAUCACUCCUCCUCGAGGUCAACUGACGGAUACACCUGACGAUACUGCUGGAAAGAUAGAGAAGAGUAGGAAGGUAGAUUGGAUAGGUGCAGGGUUGAUCACCGUCGGAUUGAGCUUGUUAUUGUUCUCUGUCACUCAAGCUGGACUGGUAGAUAAAGGGUGGAGAACACCUUAUAUAACACCUGUAUUUUCAAUAUCGGUGAUCCUCAUCAUCUUGUUUGGGAUUUGGGAAUAUCACCUUGAACAUCAUGGUACAGCUGCAAACGUACCUCCCAUCGUGAGGUUGAGUGUAUUUACGAGACAUAGAUGGAGAAUUACAGCUAUUUUGGGAAUAGCUUUCUUCGAUUGGAUGGGAGUUUGUGGAUGGGUAUACCUUACCAGUGUAUAUUAUCAAGAUCUCCUCGGAUACUCUCCCUUGAAAAAUGCAGUGUAUAUCUUACCUGCUCCGAUCACAGGUAUAAUCUGUUCUUACCUUGUGACUCUUGCUGCGCCUCGAAUCACAGCUCCGAUCUUACUAGCUCUAGGAGGGAUAUCUACAGGCCUGGCAAACGCUCUAUUCGCGUUCCAGCCUCCUCAUUCAAUGUACUGGGGACACAAGUUCUUCGGAGCUAUCCUACAGCCUUUCGGAGGUGAUCUAACUAUCCCCAUUGGCAGUGUCAUGAUCUCCAAUUUAGUUGAUGAUGACGAGCAAAGUAUAGCUGGUGCAUUGUUUCAAGUUGCUUUGCAAAUUGCAGGUACUUUAGAUCUAUGUCUAUCAUCAAUCGUCUUGACUCGGCUCCAAUUGAUGCAUGAUCUAUUGGAGGGUCUGCGAAUAUCAUUAUGGUUUAACGCGGCUUGUUGUUGGUUCGUGCUGGUUAUAAUCUUUUUGGCAUUUAGAAAAGUUGGAUUAGCCAAAGAUGUCGCAAAAGCUAUCUGA